CGGGUUGUGGGGACGCGCCGGGCCGGGCGGCCGCGCCGCGGGCUGCUAGCGCUGCGGCCCCGACCUCCCGGGGCAGCAGCCCGAGGCCCCGGCGCGUCCCCGAGCCAUGUCGGUAGCCGCGCUUCUCUGCGCGCUGUGCUGCGGUCUCCUGGCCACGUCUGCUUGUGCCGGCUACUCCAAGGACCGCUGCAGCUGGAGGGGCAGAGUGGACGCAGGUGCUGGUGGCGGCGGGACAGGGGGUGGUGAGUCGGGGAAAAAGGGCUACCCGCCUGAGAACCACCGUCCUGUCCCCAGCGGCUUGACCCAGGAGCCUGGCAGCGUGGGGCAGCUGACCCUGGAUUGUACUGAGGGCGCUAUCGAGUGGCUAUAUCCAGCCGGGGCGCUGCGCCUGACCCUGGGCAGCCCCAAUCCGGGCACGCAGCCCAGCAUCGUCUGUCUGCGCCCCGCGCGGCCCUUCGCUGGUGCCCAGGUCUUCGCUGAACGGAUGGGCGGCAACCUAGAGUUGCUACUGGCCGAGGGCCCAGGCCUGGCUGGGGGCCGCUGCAUACGAUGGGGUCCCCGCGAGCGCCGGGCCCUUUUCCUGCAGGCCACACCACACCGCGACAUCAGCCGCAGAGUUGCUGCCUUCCGUUUUGAGCUGCACGAGGACCAGCGUGCAGAAAUGCCUCCCCAGGCCCAAGGUCUUGCUGUAGAUGGUGCCUGCAGGCCCUGCAGUGAUACCGAGCUCCUUCUGGCUGCAUGUACCAGUGACUUUGUGAUCCAUGGGACCAUCUACGGGGUCGCCCAUGACAUGGAGCUGCAAGAGUCAGUCAUCACUGUGGUGGCCACCCGUGUCAUCCGCCAGACACUGCCACUGUUCCAGGAAGAGGGCUCAGAGGGCCAGGGCCAGGCCUCCAUUCGUACCCCGUUGCGCUGUGGUGUGCGUCCUGGCCCAGGCUCCUUCCUUUUCAUGGGCUGGAGCCGAUUUGGUGAAGCCUGGCUGGGCUGCGCUCCCCGCUUCCACGAGUUCAGCCGCGUCUAUGCAGCUGCCCUUACAGCCCACCUCAACCCAUGUGAGGUGGCACUGGACUGAGAGACCUGGGAGCAAGCCCCCACCAGACCUUCUGGGGAUGGGGUGCUGGGGCAGGGUGAUAGGAGGGAGGGUGGGAAGGGUGUGGCUCAGACUGCACACUGGUGCCCACAGUGAGGUGAUAGAUACUAAAUGACCUGGAUCACA
This is a messenger RNA of Mesocricetus auratus (golden hamster), 1216 nucleotides long. It is a transcript of the gene Metrn, whose product is annotated as meteorin, glial cell differentiation regulator. Gene Ontology annotation, biological process: positive regulation of axonogenesis; glial cell differentiation. The coding region runs from base 107 to 1072 and encodes 321 amino acids. The transcript is spliced from 4 exons. Gene Ontology annotation, molecular function: hormone activity. The record is from RefSeq and is a predicted model, not a curated record. NCBI's taxonomy places the organism in Eukaryota, Metazoa, Chordata, Mammalia, Rodentia, Cricetidae.